UUUUUUUGCUUUUCACUUUCCUCUGCUCCCUCUCACUUAGCCACUUGAGCUUGCACCAGUUGAAAGGACUUCAGUGGGGGGGGAGAGAGCACGCAAAACGGCAGAAAGAAAGAGAAGGAACAGAAGGAAGCCAUGCAAACAGUGAGCCGGCCCAGCGAUUUUCCUCAACAAGUCUAAUCUUUGACCAGCACAAAUUGUUUUUGACUCAUCCCUGGAGAGGUGCCCAAAGAAAGCGGAUAGCACAGACCUCGAGGAGGAGAGUUUUGUUCAUCAUUCUGGCUGACAGGCAAAACAAGCAUCCAAGUUGUGGGUACAAGCCAAGAAAGAGUUAACACUGAGAUAAAGUGGAGAAUCACACAAAUGUGAGUUGAAGCAGACAGAAGGGGUGAUGCUUAGAGGGACAAGAAAGUGAGGAGAAAAGUCAAACAAGAAGCAGCAACAACACAAAGACUGCCCACAGAGAAAGGAGAAGUCUCGAGAGUAAGCCGCUCCAAGUCAGGUGGAGAGAAAGAGAAGUAGAACAAGUAGAAACAGAUUUUCAGAGCGAGGAUGGCCAACUCGGGUCUUCAGUUGCUGGGGUACUUUCUGGCGUUGGGCGGCUGGAUCGGCAUCAUCUCCACCACCGCGCUGCCCCAGUGGAAGCAGUCGUCUUAUGCCGGGGAUGCCAUCAUCACAGCUGUAGGUCUGUACGAGGGGCUUUGGAUGAGCUGUGCGUCCCAGAGUACGGGGCAGGUGCAGUGCAAGAUCUUUGACUCCAUGCUCUCGCUGGACAUCCACAUUCAGACAUGCCGGGCUCUCAUGGUGAUAUCAGUGCUCCUUGGUUUUAUCGGCAUCAUCGUCAGCGUCGUAGGGAUGAAGUGCACCAAGGUGGGAGAUAACAACCCAUCCACCAAGACCCGUAUUGCUGUCACUGGAGGAGCUCUCUUCCUGCUCGCAGGUCUCUGCACGCUCGUGUCUGUGUCCUGGUACGCCACUCAAGUGUCCUACCAAUUCUUUAACCCAAAUACACCGCUCAAUGCCAGGUACGAGUUCGGCUCGGCACUGUUCGUGGGCUGGGCCGCUGCCAGCCUGACCGUUCUGGGCGGUUCCUUGCUGUGCUGCUCCUGCUCUAAAGACGACAUGCGAGGGCAACAGUAUUAUCGUCAAUCACAGCCUUCCACAGCCAGGGAGGCAGAGUUGUUGAGUGAAACUAGUUUCCCUGACUGAUCAGCCCCGCCUUUUUAUCGAGGACUAUCUGACUGUCCAACCACUGAAUUCCCUUCUAUCGUUCCUGUCACAUUAUUGGCCCCAAAUUUGGACCUUUUGAUCAGGAUUCCCAUUUUCUUUCACCUUGCCAGUUUUAAUGGAAAGACGUAGGCUAGGUCUUCUUUCAUUUCACCAGCUUUUGAGUCUUCAUUGUAAAUAGAGAUUCUUAAAGGAUACUUUUCUUUGAGAAGCAAGAUAUCAUCCCUGUCUAUACCUUCCAUACCUCCCUUUGUUUCCUGUCGUUGGCUGAAAGUUAAGAAUGAACUGAAACAUGACAUUGCGCUGAUCUGCGGUGUCAACUACAGUGAUCUCUAGGUGUUACAAAUGUGUCUUUCUGGUUUAAUUUGUUCACUGUGACUGUAUUUUCACUGAAACAUGUCUUUUUUCCCCUCUGAAUUGCAGACCAAAUGUUAAAAGUACCCCACCAGAGAAAAGGGAGCAGUACUUGUAGUUGGGGAGAGUCUUCUGGCCUUGCCAUGGCUUAGAUUCUGUCAACAGGCAAAACCCUCCCAAAUGAGGAAUUGAAACCAGACAAGAAACAAAUUUAUGAACUGAACUCAAAACAAUUUGCAGCAGAAUAAUUUUUGGGGUUAUAGAAAGUGCUUGGGGAGGUUUGCAAAUUUUUGACAUGUUAGGGGGCAGAGAGAUCAGAACCUUGUCUUUGUUGUUGACUUUGGGAGAGACACAGUCAUUCAGGGUAUGUUUUCUAUAACAUGUUAAAAUGCCUGGGUGUGAAUAUCACCUACUCCAUACUGUUUUUUUAUUUACUACAUAUGUAAUAUUUUACUACAUUUCCUUAUAACAAGUUUGUGCAAAUGUAAUUGGUUAUGUAUUUGAUGAUAUGAACCCUUUCCUGUCUGAGUUGUGGAUGUCUUUUGCCAGUAGUUCUGUAUACCUUUUUUAUGUUGGAUUUCCAAGAAUGAAUAUGUAACUACUCUGCAGUAUCACUUAUGAACAAAAAUAAUAUUAGCAAAUAUGUACUGUCUUAUGUCAUUGUUUUGAUGAAGAAUUUUUGCUUUGUUGCCAAACCGCCUGGAUCACGGAUGAAUCAUUUCCCUUUACUGUGUCUGUCUUUAAGUUUUCAUCUGCAUAAGUUGUUGCUGACCAUGUCAGAAAAUGGAUGUAUGAACGGAUGACAGUGUCCUCAGUGUUUUGGCCCCUAAAUGUAGAGAUGCAUUGAUCAAGCCUUUCCUGGCUGAUACCGACUCAUAAAACUAUUCGUUUGUGUCCUUGGGGUUGAUUUUAACUGACUAUAAGUCUUUGUUCUCUUCCCUGUGACACAUAAAAGAGAGAAUUCAUUGACAAGUAUAGUAAUUUAGUGGAUUUUCAGUUAGGUAUGUCCCAGUAAGGGUCACUCAAGAUAUCAUGACACAAAACCACGCAAUGUUAAAAUACCUUAACCUUUUCUUGUCAAAGUUAAGUGUCACAAAGUACAAAUUUGUUGGUGUUAUCACUUGACUUUGCCUGUGGAAGUAAGUCUAAGUGAUUAUUAUGAGCCCGGAUGUGAAGGUAAGUGCUUAAAGCGCGACAUCAUUUCCUAUGUUUUAAAGUCUUAUAUUGAAGUAAGGAGCGGAGCGGUUCCUAGUUUGACCCUUUAUGUUUUCAGGAUUUGCUUACAGGUUUGUCAGUCUGAUUGACGACGCUCUUCCAGUUUGAAAACCUUCUCCACUUUCAAACUGUUUGUGUUGCAGAUUUUUGGGCUGUCAAUAAUAAUAAUAAUAGUAAUAAUAAUUAUUAUAAUAAUAAUAAAAGAAAUAAUGAGAGAUGGACAGAAAAAACACUGUGUUAGCUUUUAGCUGAAUUCUGUUGGCGCUCCACUAAAAGGAUUGUUAAGCAACACAGGGCUGGGGUCAGGGUGUAAUUUAGCUCACGCUGCCCCCCCACAAGACACCACCCUGGGCAGUUGCCCAUGUGCGCCCGUAUCAGAAACGUCAUUAUUAUAAAUGCAGAUUUUACUGUUUGAGAAGCACAAGAGUGCUUUACUUUUUAUUUAGAAUAAUAUUCAAGGUAGGAAAAGACUGAGCCCUAACUAUGAGUACAAGUCAAAACACAAUAUAAUAUUUUAACUGUUUAGAGAUUACUUCAAAAACAUAUUUUGAUUUGUAAACAUAAAAAGAUGAAUUCUUGUUUCUCCAUAUUGUCGCACCGAUGUUAUUUAAUCUUUAUUUCAUGUUUAGCAAACUCAUAAAUACCAUUACAGUACAUGCAGUGUUUAUCAAUAAAAAAUUGUGAGACGUCUUAGUAAUUAUAGAUUUAAUGAAUAGGGAAAGUAUCAGAAAAUGUAUCAGCCUUUGAUGCUCAAAUCCCUAAUCUUAGCUCAAAAAUUGGCAGAUUUCCUUCCACGGCUGAUCAGUGCACCUCUACCUACAGGAUGUUCUGCUCUACCUGCUGUCCUGUGUACUAAGGAACACAAGUUUAAGCAAAUGCCUGCAUUUAUUUCCUGUGGCAUACCUUUAUCUAAUAUUUACCUCUUUUAUGUUGUGUAUUAUCUUAUUUACAGUAUACUCAUGUCUGUCUCCUAGAAUGAAGUAAACAGAGACAUAAAUGAC
Messenger RNA from Poecilia reticulata (guppy), 3794 nucleotides. It is a transcript of the gene cldn19, whose product is annotated as claudin 19. Gene Ontology annotation, cellular component: bicellular tight junction; membrane. The record is from RefSeq and is a predicted model, not a curated record. Gene Ontology annotation, molecular function: structural molecule activity. NCBI's taxonomy places the organism in Eukaryota, Metazoa, Chordata, Actinopteri, Cyprinodontiformes, Poeciliidae.